This is a messenger RNA of Triticum urartu, 739 nucleotides long. The record is from RefSeq and is a predicted model, not a curated record. NCBI's taxonomy places the organism in Eukaryota, Viridiplantae, Streptophyta, Magnoliopsida, Poales, Poaceae.
AGAGAUGCUCCAGCUGCAGGAGGACUACACUGCCAGGGCCGGGCUUCAGCUGUCUGAGAUUUCUACAGAGUGUAGAACCGCGGAAUAUAUGCUGUCCAUGAUAUGGGCGAACAAUGACACUGUCAGAGAGGCUCUUGGUAUCCACAAAGGAACGGUUCCUUCAUGGCUAAGAUGCAACUUCGACAUACGGUACACCAACGAUAUUUUCAGUUCGGUGGAGCACCAUCUGGAUGUGACCACCAGAGGCUACAGAAGCCUGAUCUACAGCGGCGAUCAUGACAUGAUUGUACCUUCCAUCGGCACGCAGGCUUGGAUCAAGUCUCUCAACUUCUCCGUUGUGGAUGAGUGGAGACCGUGGUAUGUCGAUGCACAAGUUGCAGGAUAUACAAGGUCAUACUCAAAUAACCUCACCUUUGCAACUGUCAAGGGCGGUGGACAUACUGCUCCGGAGUACAUGCCAAAGCAAUGCCUUGCUAUGUUUGCAAGGUGGCUUUCUGGUGAGCCUCUUUGAUGGUGUACAUGCAGCCUCCGGUGGUGGUUACUGUGUCCAUCACGUUGUAACUACAUUGUGUCAUGUACCUUGGAGCUAUAGCAAUAGUUGUUAAAGCUUGAUUCACAGAUGCAAACUUUGUUCCGUUCAAUGUAUAACAAUGAGUGGAUAUGGCUAUGUGCAUCGCUUGACGUUUAAGUCGGGGGUAAUCAUCAUUUUCGAAAAAAAUAACAAUGGGGGAAUGUUCGC